ACUGUCCUGUGUAUACAGCAGAGACAGAAUGAAGUUGACAAUAGCUAUAUUGUUGGCGGCUGUGGCCCACACCGCCUUCGCCGGUGUAUAUACCGAUCGUUUUAACAUACAAUACCAAAAAAUGAAGAACCCAGGAAGUGGAUACUUCUCCAGAGAGGGUGUUCCAUACCACUCAGUUGAAACCCUUAUUGUAGAAGCUCCAGAUCACGGACACGAAACUACAUCCGAAGCCUUCAGUUACUACGUAUGGUUGGAAGCUUUACAUGGUAAAAUUAGUGGUGACUUCUCUGGAUUUAACCAAGCUUGGGAUACUUUGGAAAAAUACAUUAUUCCCCCAACUGGUAGUCAGCCUACAAACAGUUUCUAUAAUCCUGGCCAUCCAGCCACUUUUAUUCCUGAGGAAGAUCAGCCUAGCCAAUACCCAUCUCAAAUCGAUACUAGUGUAUCAGUAGGUCAAGAUCCUCUUCACCAAGAGCUUGUUGCUGCCUACGGCACUAGUGAUAUCUACGCUAUGCACUGGCUUCUUGAUGUUGAUAACGUAUAUGGUUUCGGUAACACUGCUGGAAACUGCCAACAAGGACCAAAUGCUCAAGGACCAUCAUACAUUAACACUUUCCAAAGAGGAUCCAUGGAAUCCGUAUGGAGAACUAUUCCUCAACCAACUUGCGAUAACUUCCAAUCUGGUGGUCAAAAUGGUUUCUUGGACUUGUUCACAAAAGAUAACAGCUAUGCCAAACAAUGGAAAUUUACCAAUGCUCCUGAUGCUGAUGCUCGUGCAAUCCAAGCUGCUUUCUGGGCAGGUCAAUGGGCACAAGAACAUGGACAACUUGGAACAAUCCAAGGUACUCUUGCUAAAGCAGCUAAAAUGGGUGAUUACAUUCGUUAUUCUUUAUUCGACAAAUACUUUAAACAAAUUGGAAACUGCGUCUCUCCACAAGGUUGUCCAGCUGGUUCCGGUAAAAACAGCGCUCACUACUUGUUGGGAUGGUACUUUGCAUGGGGAGGUUCUCUCGAUACUAAUGGCGGUUGGGCAUGGCGUAUUGGAGAUGGUACAGCUCACUUUGGUUACCAAAAUCCAUUGGCUGCUUAUGCUUUGGCUAACGACCCUAACCUUAGACCCAGAGGAGCUACCGCAGUAUCUGACUGGCAAACUUCUCUUCAAAGACAAUUAGAAUUAUACGGAUGGUUACAAACACCCGAAGGUGCAUUCGCUGGUGGAGUUACCAACAGUAUCAAUGGUCGCUAUGAUGCCCCAUCUGGAGAGCUUACACAAAAUACUUUCCAUGGUAUGUUCUACGACUGGGAACCAGUUUACCACGACCCUCCAUCUAACAGAUGGUACGGUAUGCAACCCUGGUCUGUUGAUCGUUUGGCUCAAUACUACUAUGUUACUGGAGACAAUCAAGCUAAAGCUCUCUUGGAUAAAUGGGUUGCUUGGGUCCUUAAAGAAAUUAAGGUUAUUCCAGGUACAAGUUACCAAGUUCCUGAACAACUUGAAUGGAGUGGCGUUCCACCCAACGUACACGUGUCUGUGAAAGCAUAUUCCGGUGACGUAGGUACUGGAGCAGCUACUGCUAGAACAUUGUCCUAUUACGCUGCUAAAGCUAACCAUGCUCAAGCUAAAGAAGUUGCCAAGGAAAUUUUGGACAUCAUGUGGUGGAAGCACCAAACCGAUAAGGGUGUAGCAGUUGAGGAAGUUGCAGACACUUAUCAUCAAUUCAACGAGCCCGUUUAUGUACCCCCUGGUUGGACCGGUAGAUACCCCAACGGAGAUACCAUCCAAAGUGGAGCUACUUUCCUUAGCAUCAGAUCUUUCUACAAGAGGGACCCCAAUUGGUCAAAGGUAGAAGCUCAUUUGAAUGGUGGACCAGCUCCAAGAUUCACUUUUCAUCGUUUCUGGGCUCAAGCUGAUAUUGCUCUUGCUCAAGGUUGUUACGGUAUUUUAUUCAAUGAAUAAAUAAUUAUAUGAUUUGUUAUUUUUAAAUAUAUUGUUUAAUAUAACA
Molecule: messenger RNA, 2003 nt
Organism: Diabrotica balteata
Lineage: Eukaryota; Metazoa; Arthropoda; Insecta; Coleoptera; Chrysomelidae
Source: the annotation of a GenBank genome assembly